Messenger RNA from Hippocampus comes (tiger tail seahorse), 3313 nucleotides. It is a transcript of the gene vwa7, whose product is annotated as von Willebrand factor A domain containing 7. The record is from RefSeq and is a predicted model, not a curated record. The transcript is spliced from 19 exons. NCBI's taxonomy places the organism in Eukaryota, Metazoa, Chordata, Actinopteri, Syngnathiformes, Syngnathidae. The coding region runs from base 58 to 3204 and encodes 1048 amino acids.
AAUCCAAACAUGGUAUGAAACCUUCUUGCAGGUGGGAUGAGACCUUUCGUGUAAGCCAUGAUGUCAGAAGGAAGACAAAGAAGAAUGCAAGACAAUGAACGGAGCACGCACCGGUUUACGCUUGCUUACCUUCUCCUCCUGGCUUCACCGUGCACAUGCUUCCUCCCCAACUUCUGGUCACGGGUAUUGACGCUGUCCUGGGACUCGUACACACACCAGUACAUCACUGAGCAGGCCAUCCUCAAUGUGACCCUGGACACUCUGCAACAGCACCAAGGUCACCAUGAUGAGAAAAAGGACAGACUGGGACGAAGCUUCUGGAGGGCUGUGGGGGAGGUGGUUCACUCCAAUGCUGAAAUGGACUUCCUGAGCUCCACUAGGUCUGACCCCGUGUACCACUUUGAUUCCGAGCGGGUUGAGAGCGCAGUGGCAAUGCUGCGACAGUUCUGGGCUCAUACUCUGCUGUCAGUGCGGGCCAAUGAGUACCAAAGUGCUCGUCACAGCUUGGGACAACUAUUUCACUCCCUGCAGGACUUCUACAGUCACAGUAACUGGGUGGAGAUGGGCCAGCGCUCCAUUUACCUCCACUUGCUUCAGCCAAAGGAGCCAGCUAUCCCUGUAGCUGAAGGUGACACACCCACCUGCAUGGAGUGCUUUAGCGCCACCUGUCGAAAUAACCUCCUUCCAAGAUUGACAAGUACACAGAGGGACUCACAGCUGCUCACAACUGGCUACUUCAGCACAUUCCCUCCAAAACCUAAAGGCAAAUGCAGUCACGGAGGUAUGCUGGACAGUAGCCGCACUAUGGGGGCCAAAGGGGGCAUUAACAAAGACAGCACAUCACCUCUCUUCUCCCCUCAUCAUUACCUCCACGCGGAAGCAGCCAAGCUGGCCUCCGAAGAUACUCUGACUGUACUGAGAGAUCUCAGGGACACAGUGGGGCACAAGACCUUUCUCAGGCUUUUUAGCGUGAAGCAGGCACCCGCUCUGGUUUUUGUCAUUGACACCACAGGGAGCAUGUUUGAGGAAAUCACAGCGGCUCGAAUGCGGGCUUACUCCAUCAUUCAGAACCGAGCAGACCUUUCUGGCCGACCUGGAAGCUUCUUGCUGGUACCCUUCCAUGACCCCGAAGUCGGUCCGGUGUAUGAGACUGAUGACCCGAACCAGUUUAUGGAGCACAUGGAGAACUUGAUGGCCCUUGGAGGAGGAGAUGAACCAGAGAUGUGCUUAACAGCCAUUCAGGUGUGCAUGUGGGAUGAGACCUUUCGUUACAUCACUGAGCAGGCCAUCCUCAAUGUGACCCUGGACACUCUGCAACAGCACCAAGGUCACCAUGAUGAGAAAAAGGACAGACUGGGACGAAGCUUCUGGAGGGCUGUGGGGGAGGUGGUUCACUCCAAUGCUGAAAUGGACUUCCUGAGCUCCACUAGGUCUGACCCCGUGUACCACUUUGAUUCCGAGCGGGUUGAGAGCGCAGUGGCAAUGCUGCGACAGUUCUGGGCUCAUACUCUGCUGUCAGUGCGGGCCAAUGAGUACCAAAGUGCUCGUCACAGCUUGGGACAACUAUUUCACUCCCUGCAGGACUUCUACAGUCACAGUAACUGGGUGGAGAUGGGCCAGCGCUCCAUUUACCUCCACUUGCUUCAGCCAAAGGAGCCAGCUAUCCCUGUAGCUGAAGGUGACACACCCACCUGCAUGGAGUGCUUUAGCGCCACCUGUCGAAAUAACCUCCUUCCAAGAUUGACAAGUACACAGAGGGACUCACAGCUGCUCACAACUGGCUACUUCAGCACAUUCCCUCCAAAACCUAAAGGCAAAUGCAGUCACGGAGGUAUGCUGGACAGUAGCCGCACUAUGGGGGCCAAAGGGGGCAUUAACAAAGACAGCACAUCACCUCUCUUCUCCCCUCAUCAUUACCUCCACGCGGAAGCAGCCAAGCUGGCCUCCGAAGAUACUCUGACUGUACUGAGAGAUCUCAGGGACACAGUGGGGCACAAGACCUUUCUCAGGCUUUUUAGCGUGAAGCAGGCACCCGCUCUGGUUUUUGUCAUUGACACCACAGGGAGCAUGUUUGAGGAAAUCACAGCGGCUCGAAUGCGGGCUUACUCCAUCAUUCAGAACCGAGCAGACCUUUCUGGCCGACCUGGAAGCUUCUUGCUGGUACCCUUCCAUGACCCCGAAGUCGGUCCGGUGUAUGAGACUGAUGACCCGAACCAGUUUAUGGAGCACAUGGAGAACUUGAUGGCCCUUGGAGGAGGAGAUGAACCAGAGAUGUGCUUAACAGCCAUUCAGGUGUGCAUGUCUCCCUUUUGUGUCCGCCUCACGGGCCGAGACGGCGGGGGAAACAAGCUGGAAAGGGUCGCCACGGAAAUGGUGCAGCCCACUCGUGUUCAGAUACAGGUCCUUUCCACACCCGCUCUGGUACCUGGUCACAGCACCACUGUAGAUUUCAACAUCCUGAACCACGGCCCGGACAGACUCUUCAGUCUGACAGCUGAGGAUGAUUCUGGAUAUCUCCACACGAAAGGACCUCACAGGUUCCAUGUUGCUAGCGACAAACCUUUCCACAGUCAGGUGGGCCUUCACACACCUGCCUCAGCUCAGGCCGGAGCGACAGUUACGCUGACACUCUCAGUGUACGCUCUCGACUCUGCAGACACAAACUACGCGGUGGCCUACUUGACAGUGGUUCCACCUGACUCAGACACAUCUCCUCCAUCAUGCUCGGCCACUCGACUGCAGUCCUCCUGUUCUCCAGCUUGCAAUGAGUCCACCUGGAGCAUGUCACUGGCUGUGUCGGACAGCGGCCUUUCCGGACUGGCUGCUCUCCAACUACACAAGGGACAAGGGACUUUAACUUUAUUCCCACCGGUCACAGGGGGUAAACUGGGUGAGGCUCAUCCUGACCAACGUGUCCAGCACAAGGUCACAUUAGUGGAGCGAGAAGCCCCUUUGAACGUGUCCAGGUGGGAGCUGGGCUCAUCGGAGCCCCUGUGGGUGAACUAUACUUCCAGCUGUUGCUCGGUCCAGGCUGAGCUGCUGGUGUGGGACACUGCUGGAAACAUGAAGCGCUGCCAUCUUGCAUCUAGUCAGCAGAGGCAGCUGAGUGACACAAGGACAGAACAUAGUGGAGGUGGGCCUAUUACGCCCACUGGCUUCUCUUUCUUAAUGUUGCUUCGGCUCUGCUUUGAGCUGUUUUCCUAACAUCAUGCAGGUCAAAAAUUGCUGUUCCUUUUAGCAUAUUACAGCAGGAAUGAAGAAAAUAGAAUGCUGUUAUUGAAAAUGCACUGAAUAAACUGAAUUUAUUCUUUUA